Messenger RNA from Rotaria sordida, 1689 nucleotides. The record is from the annotation of a GenBank genome assembly. NCBI's taxonomy places the organism in Eukaryota, Metazoa, Rotifera, Eurotatoria, Philodinida, Philodinidae.
AUGAUCGAAAAUGUUGAUAUUAUGUUUAUUGAAGAACCAGUAUUGCCUGGUGACGUGGCUGCUCUCAAACAGAUCUCGUCUUCUACGAGUAUUCCCAUUGCCACUGGAGAACGUUUGUUCACACGUUGGCAGUUCAACGAUCUUAUCGAACAACAAGCCGUAGCAAUCAUUCAACCCGAUAUCUCCCACUGUGGAGGUAUCUUUGAAGCGCGCAAAAUAGCUUCCAUGGCCGAAGCUCGAAAUAUUGCUGUGGCGCCCCACUGUCCAUUGGGUCCUAUUGCUCUGGCAUCCUCGCUACAAUUGGACUCAUGUACGCCAAAUGUCCUAUGUCAAGAACAUUUGACAUUAGGUCAUGACUACUUGAAAGUCCCGUUUCAGGUCAAGGAAGGCUAUGUGAAUGUACCUCAUCUGCCUGGACUUGGAAUUGAGAAAAUGACUUCUAAAAUAUCUUCUUCUUUAACAUCAUCGAUGACUUCAUUUUUAUGUGAUUUGAUACGUAUUCGUUCGGUUUGUGGAAUUAAUGCUGAACAUUUUGUUGCUCAACGAAUUUGUGUUGAAUGUCAAAGUUUAAAAUUAAAAUAUGAUUUAAUAUCAGCACCCAAUGAAGAACAUCGGCCAAAUGUAAUUGUUACUGCUGGAAAUGGUCCUUCAAAGUUUUUGUUUGUUGGUCAUAUGGAUACAGUAAAUGUUGAAGAUGAAACUCAAUGGUCAUUUCCACCAUUCGCCGGUAUUAUCGAUGACAAAACUCAAAGAAUUAUUGGACGUGGUUCAUGUGACAACAAAGGUGGUAUUGUUUGUGCUUUGUACACAUUGUAUUUGCUUCAACAACUUAUUGAUGAGCAAAACUUAAAUGUCAGUAUUCAAUUAGCAUGUGUUGUUGAUGAAGAAAGUGGUGCUUGUUCAUCAAUUGGUGUUCGUUAUUUAUUAGAUAGAAAAUUAAUUUCGGGUUCUGGUGCUAUCUACGUCUACCCAGGUACAAAUGUUACUAUUGGACAUCGAGGACUAUUAAGAUUAGCAAUUGAUGUCAAGGGUGAAAACGUCCAUACUGGAAGUGUAGAAUGGAAUACUAAAAUGAAAGGAGCUAAUGCGUCAACUACUUUAGCUCGAAUUUUAAUAGCAUUGGAAGAUUAUGCUUGGAACAACGAUAAAGAUCCAUCCUUUCCUAAUUUAACAUUGACUGUAACUCCAGGUACGAUCUUUAAUGGUGGUGGUUUUCCAUCCGUCGUUCCGUCGAAUGCUUCAGCUAUGGUUGACAUUCGCCUAAUGCCAUCGACAUCUGUUGAUGAUAUUUUGAAAAAAAUUGAAAACAUUAUGAAAACUAUAAUUAAUGAACGAAAUGAAUUUUAUCGUAAAAUGACAUUUAAUUCAACCUCACCUGCUCGAUUAUCGGCAUCUAUUACAAUUAAAAAUCAAUUACCAGCUGCAACAAUUGAUUCAAAUCAUCCGCUAGUUCUCUCUUGUGUGAAUGCAGUUAAAAAGAUACUCAGCAUUACUCCUACAACCAAUGGAUGCGGUCCAGCUAACGAAGGAUAUAUGUUAAUUGAAAGUGGUAUUCCAACAAUUUGUGGGUUUGGACCGAUUGGAGGCAAUGUUCAUGGCGUAGACGAGUGGAUAUCAAUUCCAUCAAUGGCUCAAACAGUUGAUAUCUAUGUUGAUAUUGUCUCUAAUUAUUGUCAGUUAUUCGGAUAA